GGGGUUGCAGCAGGAACAGCAGGAGGUUGCAUUGUUCGAGAAAGCAAAAUUAACCGUAGCUUUCAUAUCGUACGAAGUAAUAAGUUUGAUGCAUGCGGUGAAUUCCUGCAACGCAAUGGUGAACAUCAAUUAUGGACAAAAAAAAUUUUUCACGCUUUCGCUAGUAACUUCUGGUGCCAGGCCAGAUAAAAACAAAGAUGAUACUCUGGAUGCUGGUCUAAGGCUGCAUAUAUUUACAUUGGAGCCUCUCAAAGGUUCAGGUCGACUGGAUUUAUCAACAGUCCGAGUAGCGAUGGGCGCUGAAUUCACGAUGACAGGGGAGUUGGCCGCAGGCAGUGCGAAACUGUCGUCAACUGGUUCAGCACUAAGAUUUUCCAGGAAUUACGAUUUCGUUGUUUGCAACCACAUUAUGGAUUUUGCGAGGUUCCUCGUUAGAUGUCACUGA
This is a messenger RNA of Acanthoscelides obtectus, 445 nucleotides long. Lineage: Eukaryota; Metazoa; Arthropoda; Insecta; Coleoptera; Chrysomelidae. The record is from the annotation of a GenBank genome assembly.